AUGUGUCGAUUCUUGAUCUACAAGGGUCUCAAUGAAAUUCGUCUCAGCAAACUGGUUACCGAACCCAGUCAUUCCAUCCUGACUCAGUCCUAUGACUCCCGGUUAAGAUUGGAUAAUCGGCGCCCUGUCAAUGGAGAUGGCUUUGGGGUGGGCUUCUAUACCGACCCUAAACUUGGACCAGAACCCUGCAUCUUCACAUCAACAUUGCCCGCCUGGAACUGCGAGAACCUGGAGCGUCUGGCUUCGAAAACUUGCUCUAACCUUAUCUUUGCCCAUGUCCGCGCCACCACCGAGGGUGCUCUCGCGGAGAAUAACUGCCACCCUUUCCAGCACCAGACUCUGAUGUGGAUGCACAAUGGCAGUAUCGGCGGCUGGAACCACAUCAAGCGGGCAUUGGGUAGCUCUCUCGCCGAUAAGUGGUAUCUUGGUGUCAAGGGUGGCACAGAUAGCGAGUGGUCCUUUGCACUGUUCCUCGAUUUGCUAGAGAAAGAAGGUGUAGAUCCAAGUUCGGAUCCGGGCCCGGAAGGAUUUGAACAGGCUCUGUUGCGUCGUGUCAUGAUGAAGACCAUUGCCAAGAUCAAUGAGUUCAUCCGAGAGAUCCCUAACAAGCACAAUCUCACCGAUCUUGAGACGCGAAGCCUGCUGAAUUUUGCGGUUACGGAUGGCCACACCGUUGUCUGCACUCGGUAUGUCAGCAGCAAAACCGACGAGCCUGCGAGCUUGUACUUUUCGUCUGGCACCAAAUGGAAGGAGGGGAAGACCAAGGGUCAUUUUAAGAUGGAACGUCAUGACAAGGGUGCUGAUAUUGUACUUGUGGCUAGUGAGCCCAUCACCUUUGAACGACACAACUGGGUAUCUGUUCCCACAAACUCAGUUGUGACCAUUCACAAACAGACAGUUUUGCUUCACCCGAUUCUGGAUGAAUUCUACAGCGAGGAUCUCAACCACGACCGCUCGACCUGUUUCGCCGUAUCCAAGGGCCUUGUCAGUACAGCGCCUGGUACUACUGUACCUCCACCAAACCAGGAUACGUGUGCCUCUUCUGCAACCCACGCAGCAAAUAAGAGCGAUGUCGCGGCUCCGGGUGGGCCUCGCAUUCCUCAGCAUACAGCAGCG
Messenger RNA from Penicillium atrosanguineum, 1116 nucleotides. Its product is annotated as glutamine amidotransferase subunit DUG3. The record is from RefSeq and is a predicted model, not a curated record. The annotation marks the transcript as partial. NCBI's taxonomy places the organism in Eukaryota, Fungi, Ascomycota, Eurotiomycetes, Eurotiales, Aspergillaceae. The transcript has 4 exons.